UGAACCUUCCAUCAUGACCAUACACUGCACACUCUCCCUCAAAUUCAAAAGCAUCCAAAGCUGAGGUCUGAAUCGUUCUCCUGUAGUUACGCCUUUUGAGGAUCUGUACUGAUCAAUCUAUCCUAUUGCCCUAUACCUCCUCCCCUUUUCACUCUCACUCUUAUUAAACCAGUGCUAGCUGCUAUAAUGACUAGUAUCAAUUCUUCCAACAACCAAAACCCACAUUAAGCACAAACUGCAGAGAGUUCAAGGGGAAGAAGAAGAAGAAGAAUAUCUGAUUCUCCAGAACUCAGAAAUGGAUGUUCGAUUUCGAAGACCCCAAACCAGUCCAGAUAGAGCCAAAGUGUGCAUGCAGCAACUGCAGCCAAGAGUAGCAGUCAACAAACCCACCAUCAAAAAGGUCCAAAUUGUCUACUACCUCUCAAGAAAUGGUCAUCUUGAGCAUCCUCACUACAUGGAGAUCACCCAUUUGCCCAAUCAACCUCUUCGUUUGAGAGAUGUAAUGGAUAGGCUCACUGCUCUCAGAGGCAAGGGCAUGCCCUCACUAUAUUCCUGGUCCUGCAAAAGGAGCUACAAGAACGGUUAUGUGUGGAAUGAUUUAGCAGAAAACGACAUAAUCUACCCAGCAGACGGAGCUGAGUAUGUACUUAAAGGCUCUGAGCUAGUAGAAGGCUGCUCUGAGAGAUUGAACCAGAUUCAAAUAAGCAGCCCCCAACAAAUUCAAGACUCAAAUUUUGGGUCCAAGAGGAGAUCACCACCACUUGCUCCAACCCCAAACAGUAACCACAAGUUUCAUGAAGACCAUGAUCAAUAUGAUGAACAAGAAGAAGAAGAAGUUGACUAUGAGGACGAGAAAACAAGCUACACAAGCUCCACAACAACAAACUCUCGCUGCUCCAGAGGAGUCUCCACAGAUGAACUCGAAGAACAACAACCACCGCAAACCCACAAGACUCCCCCCGAGUCAUCUCCUCUCCCAAAUGCACCAGCUUCAGUGUUGAACCAACAAAACCACAGCAACAAUGUGUCCAUGAGGUUCGAGGACGGCGACCCCAUUGUUACGAAACAGAGCUACUCUGUUUCGAAGGCAGGGCAGGGCAAGAACUCUGUUCUGCUCCAGCUCAUUGCUUGCGGCAGCUCGGCCGUGGCUAAGGCCAAAAGCACACCGUGCGUGAGUCAAGGGAUUGUGAAGAGGGAGAGGAGUAGUCAGAGUUUUCGUAAAGAGGUGGUGUACAGGAGUGCGGUGAAGGUUGCCAUAGAGGAUGAGGAUAUGAUUACUUACAUGUCUGAGAAUCCAAGGUUUGGGAAUUUACAGGCGGAGGAGAAGGAGUAUUUCAGUGGGAGCAUUGUGGAGUCCAUGAAGGAAGAUCAAAGAGUACAUUCAGCUGAGCCUGUGCUCAAAAAAUCCAAUUCCUAUAAUGAAGAAAGGAGCAACAAAGUGGGGCUAGAAGAAGAAACAGUGGAGGAGGAAGAGAAGAGAGAAAAAGCAGCAGUGAGAGGAAAUUGCAUUCCUCGCAAGUUCUGUUCUACUGGUGCAUCAUCAAAGCCAACCAGGAAGUGAAAUGAUUGCCAUAGAUCUUAAUAAUGUGGGUUUAAUUCAUGCAGUUUGUUGAAGUCUGUAAUUACUACUAGCACUACUUAGGGGGGUUGAGGAACUUUGGUUGCUGUGGAAUUAAAGCGAAGAGUUUGGUAGGAAAUGGUUGAAUCUUUGAAAGCAAUGGGUAUGCGACUUUGUUCAUUGGCUUGUUGCAGCAAUCAUAGCAUUGACUUCA
Messenger RNA from Rosa chinensis, 1772 nucleotides. RefSeq names its product protein SOSEKI 2. The record is from RefSeq and is a predicted model, not a curated record. The transcript has 5 exons. NCBI's taxonomy places the organism in Eukaryota, Viridiplantae, Streptophyta, Magnoliopsida, Rosales, Rosaceae. Bases 296 to 1561 code for a protein of 421 amino acids.